Messenger RNA from Chaetomium strumarium, 1360 nucleotides. RefSeq lists its product as uncharacterized. The transcript has 2 exons. The record is from RefSeq and is a predicted model, not a curated record. NCBI's taxonomy places the organism in Eukaryota, Fungi, Ascomycota, Sordariomycetes, Sordariales, Chaetomiaceae. Gene Ontology annotation, cellular component: membrane. The coding region runs from base 202 to 1035 and encodes 277 amino acids.
AAUCGCAGUUCCCAAACACGUAAAAACGCGACUGCUCUCCUUAUAAUCAACUGUUCACUGCUUCAUGUAAGCAGUGGAAGCAUUCGUCCUCGAGGCAUGGAUCAAAGGUGAACGGUGCCAAGACCACUGUCAGCACAAGCUUUGUCCCGCCUUACAUCUUCCCUUUCGUCGAGUCUGCCAAGCGAUCUGCAAUCUGCAAUCAUGGCGAGAAAUCCAUUCAGAUUUGGGACGGAUACCUGGGACCCGACCCAUCGAUUCGAAACCUCGUGGCUGCUGUCACCCUGGUUGCUCUUCCUCUGCCGAGCGCUGAUUUCGCUCUAUGUCUUCACAACUCUCGUCUUCGUCCUAGCAUGGCAGUGUGCCAAUGCUGCGACGGGCUGCUACGCUUCGCAGAGUCAGUUCAGCUACUUCACGAGCCUGACCUACUGGGGUCUCGGUUUCUACUUCCUCGUCGCCGCGAUUCACACCUUCACCUACGCGCGUUCGGGCGUCCCGCUCCUCGACCGAUUCCCGCGCCUGCUCCAGGCGCUUCAUUCGGCCUUUUACACCACCAUCGUCGUGUACCCCUUCAUCGUCACCAUCGUGUACUGGGGCCGUCUGUACUCGGGAGCAUGGUUUUCCGAGAUAUUUGCCGGCUGGAGCAACGUGUCGCAGCACCUGCUCAAUAGCGUAUUCGCGCUCUUCGAGAUUGUCGUGCCGCGAACGGACGUGCCGCCGCCGAUCCACAUGGCCUGGCUGAUCUUGGUGCUGGCCUUGUAUUUGGCGCUCGCAUAUGUCACCAAGGCCUCCAGGAACUUCUACCCGUACGAUUUCCUGGACCCCAGCACCCAGGGCGGGCUCGUGGCGGCUUAUGUCUUCGGCAUCGCUGUCGGUUGCCUGAUUAUUUUUGGCCUGGCGUGGGGUGCUAUCUGGCUUCGCAAGUAUGUCACCGAGAGAAAGCUCGGAAAGGAGGGUAAGUUUGCGACGAGGACCGAGAGAGCUGCCACAGCGAAAGAUUCGGAGUUGGGAAAGCUGCAGGAGACGACAAUGGCCUAGGAGCGUGUUCCUCGAGUUCUGCCGUUUGGGUCAGUUUCAUGCUUUGUUCUCGGUCCUGGCAAAGUUGGCGUUAGGGAAUUAUCUCGUUGUAUCGUGGGAGGAUAUACCCUAUGUUAGAGCGCGGUUGGCUUGUCCACAUCUCUUGUCUUGUGUGUCACACCAACACAAGGCGACAGUGUGCACCUCGGAUCUCGACUCGAGGUUUCAUGGGCCUAAUAUUGGAUACUAGUACUUACACCAAAUAUGAGUGGUUAAGACAUUUGAAGGCGGAUUGGCUACGGCCGUGGUACCGGACGCCAGGCGCACUGGUGACGGAUGUUGUAUC